UUGCACGUGGAGGUAGGGGGAGAAAUACGUGGCGAGAGGGAGACCAAGAGGACUAACGCCAAAGGGGUAAAAAGGCAGGCUUACCAAGGGGGGACUUUUGUGGGAAACCAUGUGCACAAGCUUCUAAAGGUAAAUUGCCUAUGUACAUCAUGUGUUGAAAGUCAAUGUGCACAACAGCCCAACAGCAUUGAACACAUCGGAAACAAAAUACUGAGAGAGGGACAGGAAAGAGGAGAGAGUAUGGAGAAAACAGUGAAGGGUGUUAUUUAAAACAAGCCUAAAGCUAUUCUCUCGGUGUCACAACAUCUACAAUAAGAAACUUGUGUCAGAGGACGAGGUUUCAGAGUUAGAAACCAGCAUACAUCAAUUCCUUGACCACUACAGGACCUCAUUCCCCCAUGCAACAGUGAUACCAAAAAUGCAUCUCCUAGAGGAUCACGUGCUUCCGUGGCUGAGG
Molecule: messenger RNA, 457 nt
Organism: Geodia barretti
Lineage: Eukaryota; Metazoa; Porifera; Demospongiae; Tetractinellida; Geodiidae
Source: the annotation of a GenBank genome assembly